ACACCUAGACGUUCUGCCACCACUAAUAAAAAUGGCGUUCAAAGUUGUAGUUACAUUUUUAAGGAAUUCAUCGUAAAACAAUAGUGCUUGCGGCCACAACAGUAAAAUUCGCGCAUUUGAGUGCGAGUAAAUACUGGAGCAGCGACUAAAUAAAAUUAAAUAAACGCGUAGUGGUAAUUCAUUUAAUGCAAAUUGUCAAAUAAAAGAGAAAGGGAGAGGCAAAUCGCUCUCACCUAAAGCGUGUAAACCCGAUACAGAUACAUGUAGAGCGUCCCAGCAAACGGAGCAAAAAUGUCAAGCACUCCCAACGGCAGUAGUAGCAACAGCAACAGCAAACAGACCCUGCCCCAGAAACAGGACACCUACAGCAGCGACAGCAGCGAGGAGGGCCAGGAGACGGCCGAGGAGAGGAGGAGGCGCAUCCUGAAGGAGCGCAGCCGGCUGAACCGGCCCCAGCACAAUAUGUCCGGAGCCGUGCCCAAGCACGACGGCAAGUCCCCCGGCGGAGCUUCACCCAGCAGCCAGGCAAUAGGCUCGGGGGUGGGCGUGGGAGGCCGUCUGCAGGCGCCGCCCGAGAGGAUCUCUAUGCUAGUGGACGGCGUGCGAUUCACUGUGGAGCAGUCACUGCUCACAGCGCAUCCCACCACGAUGCUGGGAACCAUGUUCGGCUCCGGAUUCCAGUUCGCGCAUGCCAACGAUCGCGGGGAGUACGACGUGGCCGACGGCAUAUCUCACCUGGUGUUUCGGGCCAUCCUGGAGUACUACAAGACCGGCGUGAUACGCUGCCCGCCCACUGUUUCUGUGCCGGAACUGAAGGAAGCCUGUGAUUACCUGCUGAUCCCCUUCGACGCCACCACGGUGCGCUGCCAGAACCUAAGCCUUCUUCAUGAGCUCAGCAACGAAGGAGCCCGCCAGCAGUUUGAGCUCUUCCUGGAAGACCUAAUUCUGCCGCUUAUGGUGGCCUCGGCGCAGCGCGGAGAUCGAGAAUGUCACGUGGUGGUGCUCCUCGAAGACGACAUGGUUGAAUGGGACGAGGAGUUUCCUCCCCAAAUGGGCGAGGAGUAUUGCCAGACCGUUCACAGCACUGCCAUGCACCGAUUCUUCAAAUACAUCGAGAACCGGGAUGUGGCCAAGCAGGUGAUGAAGGACCGCGGUUUAAAGAAAAUCCGCUGUGGCAUAGAAGGGUACCCCACCCACAAGGAGAAAAUCCGAAGACGUCCCGGCGGACGGGCCGAGGUGAUCUACAGCUAUGUGCAGCGUCCGUUCAUCCACAUGUCCUGGGAGAAGGAGGAGGCCAAGAGUCGCCAUGUGGAUUUCCAGUGUGUGAAAUCCAAGUCAGUAACGAAUCUCGCCGAAGCGAAUGCCGAUCCACCACUGGAAUUGGACGCAAGUGGAAACCCGAUUCCGCCCAUCGCAGUGGUCAAUCCGCAUCCCAACAACGGAGAGCUAGCCGUCGGCAUGGUUGCCGUACCCGCAGUGGUGGGCGUUGUGGGCGUGGCGGGUCCGGCAGCCGUGGUCGCCGUUGACGAGGCCGCUGGAGGCGUGUUGAUGCUCAACGAGAUGGACCAGGCCGCGGUCGCAGGUGCGGCAGGCACUGUCGAGGAGAAUAUGUGAGCAACGGACCGCACGAAAAGGCGGAACACUGCCAGAGCAGCAACGCGCACAGAAAAUCCUUUCUACGUUUUUCAUUAACAUUUUUAUAUAUACAAUAAAUCGAAACUUUGAACGCAAAA
Drosophila elegans is the source of this 1733-nucleotide messenger RNA. RefSeq names its product BTB/POZ domain-containing protein 10 (gene mri). Gene Ontology annotation, molecular function: protein binding. The record is from RefSeq and is a predicted model, not a curated record. The transcript is spliced from 4 exons. Gene Ontology annotation, cellular component: cytoplasm. Lineage: Eukaryota; Metazoa; Arthropoda; Insecta; Diptera; Drosophilidae. Gene Ontology annotation, biological process: positive regulation of phosphorylation. The coding region runs from base 292 to 1614 and encodes 440 amino acids.